CGAAAAAUCAAAGCGACGAGAUCGAUUUCACUAUUAAGAAGUGAAGAAAAUAUUUGGCAAUUGGCAUCCAAACAGAUCUAUAUCUUUGCCACGACAUGUCGCGCGAAAGACCGAGACGAGCCGUCCUGCCUCCGGUUCAAGAGAACAUUGAGAAAUUAGAGAAAGUUAUAAAUGAUGGUAAUUUUUAUGGAGCUCAACAGAUGUACAAGUCUAUUAGCGCACGAUAUGUUGCUGUACAGAGAUUUUCAGAGGCAUUGGAUAUUCUACAUUCUGGUGCAUGCAUCCAGUUGAAAAACAACCAGGUUACUUGUGGGGCAGAGCUUGCUGUGUUGUUCGUCGAGACACUUGUUAAAGCGAAAAUUCCUUAUGAUGAUGAAACCCUUGAUCGUAUCAGAAAAAUCUUUGAGCUGUUUCCUCGGAUCCCUGUGCCACAUAAGUUGGAAGAUGACGAUAGCAUGCAUGAACUUACUGAAGCCCUUGGGACAGCAAAAACAAGUGUAGAGGGCUGCUCAUCAUUCUUAAAGGCUGCUAUUAAGUGGUCGAUGGAGUUUGGAGCUCCUAAAACUGGAUCUCCAGAGAUACAUGUUAUGCUAGCUGAAUAUAUGUAUUCGGAGUCGCCCGAGCUGGACAUGACUAGAGUAUCAUAUCAUUUUGUCAGGGGAAACAAUCCACCAAAGUUUGCAUCAAUUUUAGUCAAUUUUAUGGGCAAGUGUUAUCCUGGUGAAGAUGAUCUGGCAAUUGCACGAGCAAUCCUAAUGUAUCUGUCUAUGGGUAAUCUGAAAGAUGCUAACUAUCUUAUGGAUGAAGUAAAGAAGGAAGUAGAAUCUAAGCAACUUGAUUUGGGUGAAUCAGACCUAAUCCAAUUUAUCACUUAUCUUUUACAAACGUUGCUGAGAGAUGCUUUGCCACUUUUUAAUAUGUUGAGAGCCAAUUACAAGUCAUGUAUAGACAGGGAACCUGGAUUUAAUGAGUUGCUAGACGAUAUUGCAGAGAAGUUUUUUGGAGUAAGGCGUAGAAAUCCCCUUCAAGGAAUGUUCGGAGAGUUGUUCAAGAUGAUGUAGUGACAAAACAAUAGGUUCAGUGUGUUGCUAUCUUGACGAACCCAACAUCGCUGCUUUUCGUUCUGCCUUUAAAUGGGGUAGUUGAUUUACUAAACAUUUCUGAACUUUUACUUUUUCAAGGAAGUUUUUUGUUUUCGUUUAUAACCAUUUUUUUUCAGAUGAUUGAAAAUUUCUUCCUGUAAUGGAACUAAAUUAUAUCCUUGAUUGCUGUACAAAGUAUAUCAUUUGGAAUGUUCUAUUCAUAGAAUCAAUUUGAUUUCAUGCACUA
Pistacia vera is the source of this 1329-nucleotide messenger RNA. Its product is annotated as Golgi to ER traffic protein 4 homolog. The record is from RefSeq and is a predicted model, not a curated record. NCBI's taxonomy places the organism in Eukaryota, Viridiplantae, Streptophyta, Magnoliopsida, Sapindales, Anacardiaceae. Gene Ontology annotation, molecular function: protein binding. Gene Ontology annotation, biological process: protein insertion into ER membrane. The transcript has 12 exons. The coding region runs from base 96 to 1061 and encodes 321 amino acids. Gene Ontology annotation, cellular component: cytosol.